Molecule: messenger RNA, 685 nt
Organism: Homarus americanus (American lobster)
Lineage: Eukaryota; Metazoa; Arthropoda; Malacostraca; Decapoda; Nephropidae
Biological process (GO): cell-cell adhesion
Cellular component (GO): cell-cell junction
Molecular function (GO): cell adhesion molecule binding
Source: RefSeq, a predicted model, not a curated record
AUGGUCACCAGCUGGCAGGGAGCAGUGUGGAUCAUGGUCACCAGCUGGCAGGGAACCAGUGUGGAUCUGAUCACCAGCUGGCAGGGAGCAGUGUGGAUCAUGAUCACCCAGCUGGCAGGGAACACUGGCAGAGACAGUGUGGAUCAUGGUCACCAGCUGGCAGGGAGCAGUAUGGAUCAUGUGGUCACCAGCAGAAAGCAGGGCAGUGUGGAUCAUAGUAACCAGCUGGCAGAGUGUGCGAGACAUUUGCCAAAAGUUAACUUCACCACCCUGGCAGGUGCUGGUCCACCCAAGGCCAUGUUUACCUGGUGGAUAUCCUGGGUAUGGGCGUGGGUGCUUUGGUCAUCGUGGGCGUACGUGGGCGUCGGGGCCAUGUGGGCAGCAGGCAUCCAUCAACAGGAGGCGGCAGGGAGUCCUGGGGCAGCUGUAGGAGUGAAGAAAGACGUGCAACUGGGUCCCGGUAUGGGCGGGUCAGCGAUACAGAUCCACGGCAGGGAAGGGGCACAGCACUUCGCCACACAGCCCACACCGCAGACUGCUGUGGUGGGCUCCACGGCUGUGUUACCCUGCAGAGUCAUCAACAAGGUCGGUCACCUACAGUGGACUAAGGACGGGUUUGGUCUGGGUACUGAGAGAGAUCUAUUUGGCUUUACCCGCUACGCUAUGAUCGGCUCAGAUGAUGAAG